Messenger RNA from Cherax quadricarinatus, 4401 nucleotides. It is a transcript of the gene TfAP-2, whose product is annotated as transcription factor AP-2. Gene Ontology annotation, molecular function: RNA polymerase II transcription regulatory region sequence-specific DNA binding; DNA-binding transcription factor activity, RNA polymerase II-specific. The record is from RefSeq and is a predicted model, not a curated record. NCBI's taxonomy places the organism in Eukaryota, Metazoa, Arthropoda, Malacostraca, Decapoda, Parastacidae. Gene Ontology annotation, biological process: regulation of transcription by RNA polymerase II; regulation of cell population proliferation; anatomical structure development. Gene Ontology annotation, cellular component: nucleus.
UCCUCUCUUGGCGUCACUCAAGCAUAAGACUCCUGAGUCUGGCAGUCGCAUUCCCUCAGGCUACGUAGACGCCACCCUCUGUCCCUGCUCCUCGCCUCUUACUACACCCUACCUUCACCUGCUCACCCUGGGCUAUGUACCGUCCAUAUAGUGUUGUGUUGACAAGCACUUGAUAGUGUGUGUGUACACUACGUGCGAGCCUACACGAGUGUGAAACAAACUAAGUGCAGCAGGACAGCGUGAGAGUUCUUCAAGGUUAAGGACAAAGCAUAGAGACGAUCAGUGGGUGAGAAGAAACUUUGGUUAACUAGUGAACGAUGGUUUAUUCUCGGUUGUUUUAAGCGGUUGCUAACAGUUCGUGUCCUGGUAAUCUCAGUGUGGACUGAGUUUUGUUGGUGCUUCCAAACCACUCUGUCGACCUGUGAAUCUUGUCUAACUGGAAUAAUAUAGUGUGAAUCACGUGCUACAUGAUGGCCAUGUCCCCACUGAACGCAGGAAGUCCUUCCGAGGCUCUCAAACGAAAGUCCCCCAGUGUCACAGAAGGGGUGGUGCUCUCACUGAGAAAGCACCAAGUUACCUCGCCCAUCUCCCUCACCACCUCCAACACUACCCAAGUCUUCUCCGUCAUUGAGGGACAGAUUAUGCACGAUGUCGACGAUGUUUGUGAUGAUGUUGUAGACGAUGUUGUUGAUGAUGUGGUCGACGACGCCGAUGACGAGGAACGCGUGGGCGGCCACCCGUCCAGCCUGGGACCAAUCACUAGCAUCGGGGGCGUGGGCGGGUCGGCGUCCUUUGCCUCUACGCCCAGGAUACACACGCCCACGACCGACUUCCAGCCGCCCUACUUUCCGCCCCCAUACCUGGGUACAGAAAACCAGAUGACGACACACCACCCAGCUGCCGACCCCUACCAGCUGCACUCCUUGCCAGCCAACUACACCACCUACACGUCAGCGACGCUUCAAAACAGACACGAGGUGCAGCGGAGGGAUGACCCGCUCCACGUCGUAAGUAGUAGCGGUCAGGUGGGUCUUUACGACAGAAGCUACGCUAGUGUGGACCGGGCGGGCGCCGUCUUGAUGGGCGCGGCGAGACACGAAGACAUCAUCCUUAGCAACACCAUCCAUCCCCACGCCAUAGAAGAACCGGUGCAGGCAAAACGAGCGAUUGCUAGUCAACAGUUCGCCGAGCGUGGCCUCUUUCUUGAAGGUGUGCUAGAGUCGGACACAGGCUUCACUGGUGAUAUCUUUAAGCACGAUGGUUUCGACCCCCACCACCUACCCCUACUUCGUGCUCCUGGCUGCCUGACGGCGUGUGUUGCAGGCAAGAUGGGAGAACACAUGAUGAAGGAGAACCUGCUAGGGCCAGCAAUACCCACGGACGUGUUCUGCUCGGUGCCCGGCCGCCUCUCCCUCCUCUCUUCCAACUCCAAGUAUAAAGUGACGGUGGCGGAGGUCCAGCGGCGACUCUCCCCGCCAGAGUGUCUCAACGCCUCCAUCUUGGGGGGCAUCCUUCGUAGAGCCAAAAGCAAGAACGGAGGGCGUAUACUACGAGACAAGUUGGAGAAGAUCGGUCUCAACUUGCCUGCGGGGCGAAGGAAGGCUGCCAACGUUACCUUGCUAACCUCACUCGUUGAAGGCGAGGCCAUCCACCUGGCACGAGAUUUUGGGUACGUGUGUGAGACAGAGUUCCCAGCCCGGCAGAUAGCAGAGUACUUGUGUCGUCAACACUCCGACCCAGCAGAACAGUACCGACGCAAGGACCUCAUUCUCGCUACCAAGCAAAUUACCAAAGAACUGAUGGACCUGUUGAACCAAGACAGGUCGCCGCUGUGCAACACUCGGCCGCAGAUAAUCCUGGAGCCAUCCAUCCAGCGACACCUCACACAUUUCUCUCUCAUUACUCACGGCUUCGGCUCCCCAGCCAUCGUAGCCGCGCUCACAGCUAUUCAGAAUUUCUUGACGGAGUCUCUGAAGCACCUCGAGAAGUCCUUUCCCUCCUCCAACUCCCAUCUCACCGUUACACCCUCCAUAGAUCUCAAGAACAAGGAUAUGGACAAGAAAUAACGGUGUGGCCAAGUAUCUCACUUCUUCCCCUCCACCUACACCACCGCCAGCCAGCCACUGAGAGUCAGACGCUAUGAGACAUUCCUCAGUUUAUGUUAUGGCUUGUAAAGAUGCAAACUGAGCUACAGUCUGCUAUUAUAAAACCUGUGUGAUCUUCAAUUAUGCAUCAUUUUUAUUUGAAGGAAUCGUAACUUCCCUUGAAGACUCGCUGCCGACACAUAAUCGGACAUAGUUUGUCAUGACUUGGUGAGCUUGGACUGACGGUUUGUUUUGUAAAUAGAACUUCAUAAUAUUUUAAGGUUGCUACAUGGCUGUCAUGGAGCUAGCUGUGUACUGAUGGCAGCAAAAGUGCAAUAAUGCACAAGAGAUAGUGCAUAAUACUCAGCUUUGUGGAAACUUGUUGAAAAAAUAAAGACUAUAGAAGUGAUUUCUGGGAAAUUUAUUUAAGUAAUUUUACCUCUUCUAAGAGGUUUAAUGAAUCUCACAAUCAGUAGAAGAUUAUAAGUGUAGCUGCUAAGGUUUGUACAAAUGCCAUAUUGCCAUAUUUUAUUUUGACUGUUAAGGUUAUUAAACACCCACUAUUCACAACUGCAGUUUAGAGAAAUUUAGUUUGCGGAUAUUUGGAUACAAAGCGAGACGGUGUUCAGCUAUUUCAUGUGCCACUCACGAUACCCAGAUUGAAAUUCUAUUGUGAUCUACCAUUUAACAGUAUUGUUUACAGAAUACUUUGUUUUGUAUCUAGUAAGUAGCCAAACUUUGUACGUUAGUAGUGUCAGGGUGGAUAACCCUCAGAGGUUUUUCACAUCCCAAACAUAUCUGCCAAAACAAUGUACCAAGUGCAAUCUCUUGGCGAUGUGAUUUAUAAACUAGGCAAAUGGGCGCUUUUGGGAUAAACUGACUAUGACAAUGAGGCCAUGCAAACCUCUGUAGAUGUAAUAUUUUGUUGUUGGUUACCCAAGUCGACCCAUGUUUUGUACAGUGUAGAAAGUACCUACAGACUUUUAUUUCUCUGGAUGGGACUCUCUCACCUAACCUCUUGGCUGGGAGUAGUAUAGCGUUAAUCUUACAUAGGUGAUAGGAGCCAAGCCUCUCACAGACACGAGUUUCCAGGUGUCCAAUAGGCAUGACAAACGUUGUAUAAAUUUCACUCUCUCAACUACGUGAUAUUCUCAAAAUGUUUCUAGCUCUUUCUUUUGUCUUACUCUACAGUUUUGUUAUUGAGAUGUGAAUGGUACAUGAUCUCUCAAAAGUGAUCUGCAUCUUUACCCCCCCCCCCCAAGUACAAUCAAGGGCGUGAAAUUAACUCGCCUGUAUUUAUAAGCUGCUUCAGCUCUGUUUUCCUGUACAAUUUUUUUGCUUGUAUUGUUUUACAUUCCUUAUCAUAUCACUGCUUAGUAUCAGUAUUUAGGUUCACUAGUCUUGCUAAUUGUUCCUUUAUAUUCCUCUUAACAUAGGAAAUUCUUGGUUUGAUUGUGACUUGCUAGGUUCUUUGAAUGUUUAUUUAGAAGGACAGUACUUCAGUAUAUCUUCAAAGACAUUUUUGAAGACUGUUUUAUUCUCAUUUUCUGUUAUAUCCCAGAAUAGGGGUGUUAUACCUUCACUGUGAUCUUCUAAGAACUCAGUGAUAUCAAAAAUAUUUUUCUAUUUUUCUCUUGAACACAAGUGAACAUUGUGAUGUAUGGAUGUAAUGUAUGUAUGUAAUUGGUCCAAUAGGUCAUAAUAAAGUAUGUGUUGCCAUGAGUGUAUCUAAAUGUGGCAGAUACAACUAUUUUGGAUUCUGGGUGUUUUAAUUUUUUAUAUUACAAUAAAUUCACAUUUUAGUAACACCCAGGAUCCCUAAUUAAUAUUUGUCACAUUUUCUUGAAUCUGUUAUGAAUCUGACUUGGAGGUUUACUUUGGGUCAUUGUGACAGUAACCUAUUUGUUUAUAUUCUGUGCUUUGAAUAUUCAGAUUCUCAAUAAAGACAGCAAGGGCUCUGGGUAAGAUGCAGCCAAGCAAAACCUCAUAUCAAGACGACCUAGGGUCCUAGUUUAUUCUUAUUCCAUUUUACUCCCUGCCCUUUCCAAAUGUCUGCAAAUAUGGCGUUGCUCAGACAACUUUCUUCUACAAAAGAAAGAAUUUUUUUUGUUGCCCAAUUUCAUGUAAUGUUAUAUUAUUAAAUAAGGUAUUUUAUACUGUGCUACCCCAGUGGCACAUGUUCUCCACAACCUGGUUGUUUUGUGUAUUCCUCCAUAAUGGACGGUACCAUCGUGUUGUAUAGUUUAUCUGUCAACUUGAAAUAAUUUUAAUGCUAAAGGAUGCCAUAUGUAGAAUAAUAAUAAAAAUCUUAACAAGA